AUGUCCAAAGUCACGCUCGCACUCGUUGCCGCAGGCGGCGCCGCGUUCGGAGCAGCAACCACGGCCGCUCUGUUUCCUCGCAAGACGGCGAGUCCGGUCAGCGUCAACACUCCCGCCGCUCCCUUUCCUACUCCCGUCAAUCCGCCAUUGGCUGUUGGCAGACCUGCUGGUGUUCAGGAAGCUCUUGCUGCUGCAGCUAGACCUGUCGACCCCAAUGGACUUUACCAGUAUGGCUUUCCUGGCCCCGUGUCCGACCUGAGAGCUGCUGCGUCCUUGACCUCUGCAUACGAUCGCAGAACAAGAAACCCUGCUUGGGUCGUCGAGCACAUCACACCCGAAUCGCUCAAGAACAGCAACGCAGACCGCAAGCACUCUGUCUUUGUCGAGGACGAGGGCAUCCCAGAAAAGUUCCGCGCUAAGCUCAAGGACUACUUCCGCAGUGGCUAUGACAGAGGUCACCAGGUGCCCGCCGCCGAUGCCAAGUGGUCGCAGCAAGCCAUGGAUGAUACCUUUGCAUUGAGCAAUAUGUGCCCUCAAGUCGGCGAGGGCUUCAACAGAGAUUACUGGGCUCACUUUGAGGACUUUUGCCGUCGUCUCACUGGAAGGUACCCUUCGGUCCGCAUCGUGACAGGGCCUUUGUACCUCCCCAAGAAAGAGGCAGAUGGCAAGUGGAGGGUCAGCUACGAGGUCAUUGGUAACCCUCCCAACGUUGCUGUGCCCACGCAUUUCUACAAGGUCAUCUUUGCCGAAGAUGGCAAGAUUGGCGGAAACGUCAGUCUGGGUGCUUUUGUAUUGCCCAAUGCUAAGAUUGCAAACGACAAGCCCCUCCAAGACUUUGAAGUGCCCCUCGAGGCUGUUGAGAGGUAUCUAAUAUGCUUUGACAGUGAGCAGACUGGAACUGAGCUGACAAGAACUGCANGAGCAUCGGGACUCGAGUUUGCAUCGCUCCUUCCUCCGGCGCAAAGAAAGUCGCUGUGCAAGGAGAUCAAGUGCUCCAUCAUCGUCAAGGAUUACUCGCAAAGGCAAAAGACAUUGGCCAACUCUCCGCCACCUCCCAAGGCGAAUCUUUAA
Molecule: messenger RNA, 1071 nt
Organism: Aureobasidium vineae
Lineage: Eukaryota; Fungi; Ascomycota; Dothideomycetes; Dothideales; Saccotheciaceae
Source: the annotation of a GenBank genome assembly